Sorex fumeus (smoky shrew) is the source of this 2332-nucleotide messenger RNA. It is a transcript of the gene MINDY4, whose product is annotated as MINDY lysine 48 deubiquitinase 4. The coding region runs from base 33 to 2306 and encodes 757 amino acids. The transcript is spliced from 18 exons. Gene Ontology annotation, biological process: protein K48-linked deubiquitination. Gene Ontology annotation, molecular function: K48-linked deubiquitinase activity; cysteine-type deubiquitinase activity. Lineage: Eukaryota; Metazoa; Chordata; Mammalia; Eulipotyphla; Soricidae. The record is from RefSeq and is a predicted model, not a curated record.
CAGGGCCGCGGCCUCGUGGCCUGGCGGGCAGCAUGGACAGCCUCUUCGUGGAGGAGGUGGCCGCCUCCCUGGUGCGGGAGUUCCUCAGCAGAAAGGGUUUAAAGAAGACGUGCUGGACCAUGGACCAGGAGCGCCCACGCUCCGACCUCAGCAUCAACAGCAGAAACGACCUCCGCAAGGUUUUGCAUCUUGAGUUCCUCUACAAAGAGAACAAGGCAAAGGAAAACCCUCUAAAAACAAACCUUGAACUCAUUACCAGAUACUUUUUGGAUCACUGUGGAAAUACUACCAACAACUUCACUCAAGAAACACCAAUCCCUGCGCUCUCGAUGCCAAAGAAAAGUACCAAAUUGCCACUGAGAUGCUCAGAGACCACACUUGUAAAUAUCUAUGACUUAGCAGAUGAAGAUGCCAGCUGGAGAAGCUCGUUGUCAGAAACCAGCAAAGUCAGACACGACAAUCAUGAUGGGGAUGUACUUGGUAAUUUUGUAUCAUCCAAAAGGCCCCCCCACAAAAAUAAGCCCGUCCAGAUUGUCCCUGGUGAGACCAGCCCCUUGGCCCCGGUGUGGGAGAAGACGGACAAGCUCCCACCAUCCGAGCCUUCCUUGGACACCAAGAAGAUGGCAGAGAAGAUCAGGCCCAGGACUGGCCUGAUUGUGCGAGGCAUGAUGUCCAGGCCCACCGCCAACUGCCCACAGGAUCCCAGCCGGAAGCACUCUCUGAAGCGGUCCCCAACGACGACCGUGAAGAGCAUGAGCCAGCCCGGGCCGCACGCCCAGGAGGAGGAGAGCCGGAAAGUGACUGAACUGUCCACCUGCACCCCAGCCGGCCCCAGCCCUGAGGAAGGUCUGGCACUGAACAACGGCUUCGUGGCCCAGAGCUCACUGCCCUCCGACAGGCCGAGACCCAGCAGCCCUCCUCCCCUGUCCAGCAAAGGGCUGCCCCCCAGGGGCAGGGGCCAGCAGAGAGAGGCGGCUGUGGACAGUGGCCUGGGAGCUGACAGGAUGCCUCUGAAGCUCUACUUGCCAGGUGGGAACGCCAGGGCGACCCAGGAGAGGCUGGAGAGAGCCUUCAAACGGCAGGGGAGCCAGCCGACGCCCAUCAGGAAAAACCUGUCGCCACCAUCCAGUAAGGCUGGGGGAGAGCUGGACACCCUGGAGCUCGAGGAUGUGGAGGAUGAGCUGAUCGAGGAGGAGGUCAUCCGCUGCCCUGUCCCAUCGGUUCUCCAGCUGCAGACGGCAUCUCGGCCCAUCGACCUCUCAGUGGCCAAGGACAUCAAGAACGUUCUGUUUGGCUCCAGCUUCUGCUGUUUCAAUGAAGAAUGGAAGCUCCAGAACUUCACCUUCAGCGAGGCGGCCUCCUUAAAGUACGGCAUUGUGCAGAACAAGGGGGGUCCCUGCGGGGUCCUGGCAGCGGUGCAGGGCUGUGUCCUGCAGAAGCUCCUGUUUGAGGGCGAGGGCAGAGCCAACGGCGUGCGGUCGCUGCAGCCUUCUAGUGCCCAAAGGACACGCUGCCUGGCCCUGGCCCUGGCCGACAUUGUGUGGCGGGCUGGUGGUCACCAGAGAGCCGUGCUCGCACUGACGUCGGGAACACAGCAGUUCAGUCCAACGGGGAAAUACAAAGCAGAUGGAGUCUUAGAAACACUCAGCCUGCACAGCCUGACGAGCUACGACGAGCUGUUGCGUUUUCUCCACCACUGCGUGCCUCAGUUUGAAGCAGGCCCCUAUGGCUGCAUCCUGCUCACUGUGUCUGCCAUCCUGUCCAGGACCACGGAGCUCAUCUGCCAGGACUUCGAUGUCCCCAGCAACCACCUGAUCGGAGCACAUGGCUACUGCACGCAGGAACUUGUCAAUCUGCUCCUGACCGGGAGGGCCGUGUCCAAUGUUUUCAAUGACGUGAUGGAGCUGGAUUCUGGGGAUGGGAGCGUCACUCUCCUCAAAGGCAUCGCCGCGCGCAGCAACAUCGGCUUCCUGUCCCUCUUCGAGCACUACAAUGUGUGCCAGGUGGGCUGCUUCCUGAAGACCCCACGCUUCCCGAUCUGGGUGGUAUGUGCCGAGAGCCACUUCAGCGUCCUCUUCAGCCUGCAGCCGGCGCUCCUGCAAGACUGGCGCUCUGAGCGGCUCUUCGACCUCUACUACUACGACGGCCUGGCCAACCAGGAGGAGCAGAUCCGACUGACCGUGGACACCACCCAGACAGUGCCUAAGGACAACGGCCAGGACCUCACCCCACCCCUGGAGCUCUGCAUCAGGACCAAGUGGAAGGGCGCCUCCGUGUGCUGGAAUGGCUCGGACCCCAUCCUGUGACCCCGGAGGGGCUCCCUUACUCACCC